Messenger RNA from Anopheles darlingi, 2977 nucleotides. RefSeq names its product cytochrome P450 4d2-like. Bases 506 to 2977 code for a protein of 823 amino acids. The record is from RefSeq and is a predicted model, not a curated record. Gene Ontology annotation, molecular function: monooxygenase activity; oxidoreductase activity, acting on paired donors, with incorporation or reduction of molecular oxygen; heme binding. The transcript has 11 exons. Gene Ontology annotation, biological process: signal transduction. Lineage: Eukaryota; Metazoa; Arthropoda; Insecta; Diptera; Culicidae.
GCGCAGAAGAUAAGACCAAGCUGGAUGUACUGGAAGAACUUUUCUACCGAAUUGAAGUGGACAAUUUCAGUUCGGCUCAACGGCGGUAAUGUGAGUUGCGAUAUGGUCACCAGCAUUUCCUGUUCGGUGACCACUUGCUGAAUUUCACACAUCAGCCCAUAAGCAACUGAAGCAAAGUGGCAAACACGCUGGCUUGGUCUCAGGCGAUUGGCGCUGUUUUGCUGAAGCACGUUUUAUCAAUGGAUCGAUAAGAUAGCGCCAUCGAGCCUUUCGCCGCGUGUGACUGGUCGGAGAAACUGAAACACUGAAACUGCGACUGGUUUUGGUCUGUGUAGGUCCGAGACGGUUUCGCUAUCGUUGUGCGGCCGGUUCCAUUAUUUAUCAGUUAUGAGCUGAGUCAACCGCGUGCUAACGCGAGACGCGCGUACUCGGUUUGAGUAAAUAUGCGCCAGAACGUUUUAGUGUGUUGGGCCGAGCGGGAUUCGUACGUUUUAAUACAUCGGUGAUGGACCCUUACCUGGGCUUGGCGCAGAGUAAAUCGAAGCCCCGUAGUGUGCUCGAUGGUUUUUCUAACCGUCAUCUAACAGCCGUAAAAGGAGGGAGGCCUAGCCGCCCACCGAUACGCACCAAUAGACCUGUAUCCACCUCAUCGCUUGUAGAACCUUCUGAACAUUAUCGUCUCUUACAACAAGACCAUUUGGCGCUGCUGAAGAAGCAGAAACAACUGGAGGAGAGCUACUCCUCGCUAGAAGAGCGAUUCGAUAAACUAAAACUGGAAUACGAAACACUCCAGAGCGCGUACGAGGAGCUACAGGAGAACUAUAGCGCUUCGUCACAGAAGAACUUUACAGCCGGCAAACUCCUCGUGUACUUAAAGUUGAAGCGACGAGCUGACAAAAGCGCGCUGGAGAACCGUAACAUAAUCAAAAAUGAGGCGUGCUUCAACACUUUUCUCAAGGAUGUCAUUAUGGCCGAUCAUCCCCGGAUACCGCGAGUUAUCUACGAGUGCGUCAGUGUGCUGGAGUCGAAUGAAAAGUUUCUAACCGUACCGGGUCUGUACCGUGUGUCGGGCGAUUACAAUGUGAUCCAGAACCUGCGCUACGAUAUCAACGCGAACCAGUACAAGAAACUGCGGAAACUAAAGAGCCCCCAUGAGGUGUGCGGUAUCAUUAAAUUAUUUCUACGCGAGCUGAAGGAUCCUCUGGUGUCACUGCAGAUGUGUUCGGAGAUCAUUUCGAGCGUAGAGGAGCUAAAAUCCAACAAACGGGCAAAGGUAUUGCAGCUCGUUAACGCGCUGGAUGACCUUCGACUGCAGACGCUCAAGUUUCUAAUGAAACAUCUUCGCAACGUGGCGAAUACAGCGGAGAACGAAAUGGACGCAUACAGUCUGGGGCUGCUGAUGAGCUCCUGCAUCUUCAACGAAACGUUGGCGGAUGUGUGUCCGGUGAAGUUUGAAAAGCAAAUGAGAAUGUACUGGACGGUGUUUCUUCUGUUGGGAGUGAUCAUCUCGUUGUUGGCCCUUUUCGACUGGAAAGCGAAACGGUACGAUAGCGUUCCAGGACCUCGACGAUGGCCCUUUAUUGGAAAUGUCGUCUCAUUUCUAGGUGUUGGUCCUGUCGAGAUAUUUGCUCAACUGAUCGCGCUCGGAAAGACGUACGGAAAGGUGUACAAGCUGGAUUUCUUCUACGAUUACACCAUCGUCUAUUCGUCGCCUGAGGCAGUUGAGGCCAUUGUAACAUCACCCGUUUUAGCUGCCAAGUCACAGGAUUACGAUAAGGUGUCGGAAUGGAUCGGCAAUGGCCUGCUCGUAUCUCGAGGGCCCAAGUGGUUCAGCCGGCGGAAGGUUAUCACGCCGGGGUUUCAUUUCAAAAUAUUGGAGGACUUUGUACCGUCCUUUAACCGGCAGGCGGAAGCGUUCUGCCGCAAACUGGAAGCAUUAGCGCGAGAACCCGGCCGCGAGGCGAUCGAUAUCUUUCCGGAGCUGAAGCUGCUGACGCUCGGGAUCAUCUGUGAAACGGCCAUGGGUGUGGACAGUGCAGAGGACACUGCUCAGCAGGCAUACUACACCCGAAUAGUGGAGGAAUUAAGCUCCAUUCUUUAUUGGCGUAUGUUCAACGUAUUCGUUAACAUUGACGCAUUGUUCCGACUAACCAGCACGAGUCGUCGUUUCGACGAGCUAGUAAGGAAAUCGUGGAACUUUACGCUCAAUAUGAUCGAUAAACGAAGGAAGAUCAAUGAAGAGACUCUGCGAGUCGCCAGCCCCGAUGAGCGGAAAGAUGAAACAUAUGGAAGGCAUAAGAGAGCGUUGCUCGAUACGCUGCUUGACGCCCGGAUAGAUGGUAAACCGUUGACGGAUGAUGACAUACGGGAAGAGGUGGACACUUUUACAUUUGCCGGUCACGAUACGACAGCAUCAGCCAUGACGUUUCUGCUAUACAACGUCGCCAAGCAUCCUGACGUUCAGGACCGGCUGUAUGAAGAAAUUCUGGAUGAAUUCGGGCCAGAGUCCACAGAACUAACUCUCAGUAUGAUUAACAAUCUUCGUUACAUGGAUCUGGUUAUCAAGGAAUCGCUUCGAUUGUAUCCGCCAGUACCGAUAAUAGCACGUAUUGCGACAGAAAAUACAGAAGUAUUGGGUGAACGAAUAACACGCGGAACCAGCGUGGCUGUUGAUAUUUUCCUCAUGCACCGGAGUGAAGAAUAUUUCCUCGAUCCAGACCGAUUUGAUCCAACACGAUUCGAAGGGAUGCGCGAUACCGAUACGUUCAAUCCCUACACGUACAUACCGUUUAGUGCUGGCAGUCGGAACUGCAUCGGACAAAAGUUUGCACAAUACGAAAUGAAAAGUGUGCUUGUGAAGAUCCUGCAGCAUUUUAGCGUGCGGUUGACACGGGAGAAUUAUGAGCCAACAUUGAAAGCCGAAAUCGUACUCAAACCCGCCACAGGACUGCCAUUAAAAUUCGUGAGAAGGCAUUAG